Molecule: messenger RNA, 2882 nt
Organism: Antechinus flavipes (yellow-footed antechinus)
Lineage: Eukaryota; Metazoa; Chordata; Mammalia; Dasyuromorphia; Dasyuridae
Gene: ACOT11
Product: acyl-CoA thioesterase 11
Exons: 17
Coding region: 117-1919 (600 amino acids)
Cellular component (GO): extracellular exosome
Molecular function (GO): lipid binding; thiolester hydrolase activity
Source: RefSeq, a predicted model, not a curated record
GGAGAGGCCGGCUUCAUUUAAAGCCCUGAGCCGGGAGCGCCGCUCAGGUGACUGCCGGCUCCCCGGGCUAACGGUCCUGCGGCCGGCGUGCGGGCCCGGGCAGCCCAGCAGCGAGAAUGCAGAACCUCGGCGCCCAGCUCCGGCGGGGCUUCAGCUCCGUAUUCUCAGGCCGGGCAAGCCGGAAGCAGGCUGCCCGCGCCCAGGACGCAGUGGGCACCAUGGAGACCUACAGGAACCCCACGGAGGUACAGAUGAGCCAGCUGGUGCUGCUGUGCCAUACCAACCACCGCGGGGAGCUGAGCGUGGGGCAGCUGCUGAAGUGGAUCGACAUAACCGCCUGUCUCUCAGCUGAGAGACACGCAGGCUGCCCGUGCGUAACGGCCUCGGUGGACGACAUCUAUUUUGAGCACACCAUUAGAACUGGACAGGUGGUUUACAUAAAAGCCAAGGUGAACCGGGCCUUCAACUCCAGCAUGGAGGUGGGUAUCCAGGUCACCUCGGAGGACCCCUGCACCGAGAAGCAGUGGAGCGUGUGCAAAGCUCUGGCCACGUUUGUGGCCCAGAGAGAGUCUUCCAAGGUAAAGCUCAAACAGAUCCUGCCGCUGACGGAGGAGGAAAAGGUGGAGUACAGUGUGGCGGCGGAGCGUCGAAGAAUGAGGCUGCUGUACACGGAAACCAUCCAGGACCUGCUGGCCAAGAGUGUCAUUCAGGAUGAUCUGGAGAGAAGGGACUGCAGUAAGAUGGUACCCGCCGAGAAGACCCGAGUGGAGAGUGUGGAGCUGGUCCUGCCCCCCCAUGCCAACCACCAGGGCAAUACCUUCGGUGGCCAAAUCAUGGCCUGGAUGGAGAACGUGGCCACCAUCGCAGCCGGCCGCCUAUGUCAAGGCCAUCCCACCCUGAAGACAAUUGAGAUGUUCCACUUUCGAGGCCCCUCCCAGGUCGGGGACCGGCUGGUUCUCAAGGCCAUCGUCAAUAAUGCCUUCAAGAACAGCAUGGAGGUCGGGGUGUGCGUGGAAGCUUACCGCCAGGAGAUGGAAUCCUGCCGCCGGCACCUCAACAGCGCCUUCAUGACCUUCGUGGUCCUGGAUGGAGAAGACCAGCCCGUGACCCUGCCCUGGAUUCAGCCGCAAGGCGAGGAAGGUGAACGUCGCUACAGGGAGGCCAGUGCUAGAAAGAAGAUCAGGCUGGACAGGAAGUACAUCGUGUCAUGUAAGCAGGCUGAGGUCCCUCUCUCCGUCCCCUGGGACCCAAGUAACCAGGUAUAUCUGAGCUACAAUAACGUCUCCUCCCUGAAGAUGCUCAUGGCCAAGGACACCUGGGUCCUCACGUCAGAGAUCAAUAAGAUCAAGCUCUACACCUUGGAGGAUGACAAGUUCCUGUCCUUCCACAUGGAGAUGACGGUCUACACGGACACAGCUCAGGCCUUCCUCCUCCUCUCGGACCUGAGCCGCAGGCCUGAGUGGGACAAGCACUAUCAGAGCGUGGAGCUGGUGCAGCAGGUGGAUGAGGACGACGCCAUCUACCACGUCAUCAGCCCCAUCCUGGGAGGCGCCGACGGCAAGCCCGGGGACUUCGUCAUCCUGGCCUCGAGGAGGAAGCCCUGCGACAGCGGUCACUCGUCGGGCCUGGCCCCCAGAGAGCCCUACGUCAUUGCCCUAAGGUCGGUCACCCUGCCCACACACCCCGAGACCCCUGAGCGCACCCGAGGAGAGACCCUGUGCUCCGGCUUCUGUCUCUGGAAGGAAGGGGACCAGCAAACCAAGGUAUCCUACUACAACCAGGCCACGACCAGUUUCCUGAACUACGUGACGACCAACGUGUCAGGGCUGUCGUCCGAAUUCAUUACCACCUUCAAGGCCUGCGAGCAGUUUCUCUUGGACAACAAAAGCGAGCUGGCCCUCAGCCUCCAAAGCCUUUAACGCCUCCCCCAGCCCGCCCAGCCCCUGCCUGGGGCUCCUGCUGUCCUUUCCCACUCCAUCCCACCCCUUGGAGCACAGGACACCCCAGAGUGGAAGGGGCCGUGUAGAUCCAGAUCCGCCUCUCCUGGCUGGAGACCGGUCCCCUGCGGCUGCCUUCUCAGGGGCUGAGCCACCAGUCAGGCGUCGAAGAGAGCUCAGUGCUCUGAGUCCCCUGCCCGGCUCCUCCUCUCUGACCUUUUUGUUUUAGUCUGUCCAUCGGGCUGUUAGCAAGGCUGUGCCCAAUGGGACUGGGUAGCGUUAGGAUCUCCCAAGGCUGCUGGGACAGAGGUGGCCAGUGCCCCCGUGGCCCCCCCACCGGCGCCCCCGUGCCCCCCCACCGGUGCCCCCGUGGCCUCCCCACCAGCGCCCCCGUGGCCCCCCCCCGGCGCCCCCGUAGCCCCCCCCGGCGCCCCCGUGGUCUCCCCACCGGCGCCCCCGUGGCCUCCCCACCAGCGCCAGAGCCCCUGCUGACGGCCCCAGUAGCCAACGUUCCCUGCUCAUAGAGGCCGGCUGGCCAAGUUCUAAGAGACAGAAGGACCCAGUGACCACAGCCUCAGUGGCCUAAGUCUGGGCAGAUCCUGGACCCGGCCUGGAGGGCCAGGAGUAGCCAGAUAUGUGUCGGGGCCACUGAACGCAAAAGGGCAGGUCCUCUGAAACUUAAGUCAGCUCCUGCCACCCAGAAAUGCCAGAGACCAGGGGUGUCCCAAGGUGCCUCGGAUGGCUUAGGGAGGGGGGAGAGAGAGGGCAGUUAGGGCCAGGAGCAGCUGGGAAAGAGUUCCCGGGGUCAUCCAUCACCAGUGAUCCAGUCCCUUUUGAUCCAGAGUCAGGAUCUGUUUCAAAGGCAAAGGAAGGAUUGUAAAUUUUUGUUAAUUUGUACAUUAAUAGUUAAUUUGUAAAAUCCAAUAAAUAGCCAAGUCCUCUCUA